AAAAUACUCCCAAAAUAUCAUCAUCCUUCUGUCUCCUGCAAAUCCACACCCACCAGAAAUAUUAUCCCGAUUUUCUUCCACCACCGAAAUCUAAUCUCCCCCGUAAAAUAUAUUCCUCAUUAUCCUUCAUUUUUUUAUUUUUUUUAAAGUAAGCCUGUCUGUGUGUUUCACACUCAGAAACUAAAAAUGGCAAUGGCUCUGGCGCUCCGUAAGCUCUCUUCUUCCCUUGCUGACAAACCGGCUCGACGUCUCGUUAAUGGAGGCUCUCUGUAUUCCAUGUCAUCUUUGCCUAGUGAAGCUGUGUAUGACAAAGAACACCCUGGUGUUACGUGGCCUAAACAAUUGAAUGCUUCAAUCGAGGUCGUUGAUCCCGAGAUUGCUGACAUUAUUGAACUUGAGAAAGCGAGACAGUGGAAGGGGCUGGAACUCAUACCAUCCGAGAAUUUCACUUCUUUGUCAGUGAUGCAAGCAGUUGGAUCGGUUAUGACUAACAAAUACAGUGAAGGAUAUCCGGGUGCUAGAUACUAUGGAGGAAAUGAAUAUAUUGACAUGGCAGAAAGAUUGUGUCAGAAGCGUGCUCUGGAAGCAUUUAGGUUGGAUCCAGCAAAAUGGGGAGUGAACGUACAGCCUCUUUCAGGAUCUCCGGCUAAUUUCCAAGUGUACACAGCACUAUUGAAACCUCACGAAAGAAUAAUGGCACUUGAUCUUCCUCAUGGUGGCCAUCUUUCCCAUGGAUAUCAGACAGACACAAAGAAGAUAUCAGCAGUUUCUAUAUUUUUUGAGACUAUGCCUUACAGAUUGAAUGAGAGCACUGGCUACAUAGACUACGACCAGAUGGAAAAAAGUGCAACACUAUUCAGACCAAAAUUGAUAGUUGCUGGUGCCAGUGCCUAUGCACGGCUCUAUGAUUAUGAUCGCAUACGUAAGGUUUGUGACAAGCAGAAAGCAAUUCUGUUGGCGGAUAUGGCACACAUCAGUGGGUUAGUUGCAGCUGGUGUCAUCCCAUCACCCUUUGAUUAUGCAGAUGUUGUGACCACCACAACACACAAAUCUCUUCGUGGGCCUCGUGGUGCCAUGAUCUUCUACAGGAAAGGGCUGAAAGAGGUUACCAAACAAGGCAAGGAGGUGAUGUAUGAUUUCGAAGACAAAAUUAAUAUGGCUGUGUUCCCUGGACUUCAAGGUGGCCCACACAACCACACAAUCACUGGCUUGGCAGUUGCAUUGAAACAGGCAACAACUGGAGAAUACAAGGCCUACCAAGAACAAGUCCUCAGUAAUUGCUCCAAGUUCGCACAGACUUUGAUGAAGAGGGGCUAUGAACUUGUUUCUGGGGGAACCGACAAUCACUUAGUUUUAGUGAAUCUGAAACCCAAGGGUAUUGAUGGGUCCAGGGUUGAAAAGGUGCUGGAAGCUGUUCAUAUUGCAGCCAACAAAAAUACCGUUCCUGGAGAUGUGUCUGCCAUGGUUCCUGGUGGCAUCCGAAUGGGGACCCCUGCUCUUACUUCAAGGGGAUUUAUUGAAGAAGACUUUGCUAAAGUGGCAGAGUUCUUCGACAGUGCUGUGAAGUUGGCACUGAAGAUAAAAUCUGAAGCUAAAGGAACAAAGUUGAAAGACUUUGUGGCUGCAAUGGAAUCCAGUGCCCCCAUCCAAUCUGAGAUCUCAAAGCUCCGCCAUGAUGUAGAGGAGUACGCAAAACAAUUUCCAACCAUUGGAUUUGAGAAAGAAAGUAUGAAAUACAAGAACUAAGUAGGAGAGUUACUUGCCAGGCACCUGAAGAAAGAUACCAUGAUACCGCUUGAUCUAUGGAGGUGAAUGGCUAGCAAUGGCAGUACAUAAGGCUCGGACAUGACUGUCACUGCUUCUGUCUACAAUGUACAUCAUUAUACUGAACAAGAAUAUCUCCAGUGUAUAUGUAUAUGUCUUUGAACCUCUGAAAUCAGUAAUAAACUUAGCAUUAUGCCAUCA
Daucus carota subsp. sativus is the source of this 1965-nucleotide messenger RNA. RefSeq names its product serine hydroxymethyltransferase 1, mitochondrial. The transcript is spliced from 16 exons. Lineage: Eukaryota; Viridiplantae; Streptophyta; Magnoliopsida; Apiales; Apiaceae. Bases 187 to 1746 code for a protein of 519 amino acids. Gene Ontology annotation, molecular function: cobalt ion binding; pyridoxal phosphate binding; serine binding. Gene Ontology annotation, cellular component: cytoplasm. Gene Ontology annotation, biological process: folic acid metabolic process; tetrahydrofolate interconversion; L-serine catabolic process. The record is from RefSeq and is a predicted model, not a curated record.